AUGCCGAUCCUAAAAUGGAAGCCAAAGAUCCAGUUUGGAAUCAGAAGGAUUGAUUCCAUGUCUAACAAGUCCAACUCUCAACCAACUUCAACUCUACCACCCCUUAAGUCUCUACCUGACCCUCCAAAUGACCCACUAACUGCUCCAAGUACCAUCAAUGGAGUCAACCGCAGUAAGCCUUCAGUAAACACUAACUACUUGAGUAACCGUGAUCAUUCACCUACACCUUAUUUAGAUCAGAAUAUUAACGUACCUCACAAUCAUAACCAUAAUGUUAAUAAUGGUGGACAAAAUGGCAAUCAUAACUUGAACCUUAAUGUUAAUCAUAAUGUAAAUGGUACUCGCAGUAACUACAGUGAUAGAAACAACUAUGGAGGUAACUACAAUGACAUGAAGGGAAGUUACAGUGACUCUAAAGGUAGCUACAGUGGCAGUGAUUACCAAACGCCAGUUUCAAUCUUACACAAAGACUCAGAUUACGGUAGUCAUUACUUGCAGAUCGACCGGCUUUUAAACAACCGUAGUAAAAGCCCUCGAAAUGUGAGGUUUGAAGAUGGUAAGUAUACUGUAUUAUAGUUUGGUACAAAGUUUUUUGUGAAUUAGUCAUAUGAGCGUUUUAAAUCUUGUCAGUAUUGCUAUCUAUCGUAACAUUGGUUAUAAUGUUAUAACGUAUAGUAACACGUAUUAUAUCAGAAAUGCAUAAUAGCCACGAACAUAACAAGCCGUCGUUAUUAGUCAGUUUGUGGCUGUAAAAGUUGUAAAACUUUAUUAUAUCUUUAUGUGUCUUUCCAUGGCAUUUGUUCAUGAUUGAUUGGGACUAGCGGUCAGUGCGAUCUCUAUUUCUCAUCUUGUUAUGUGUCAUGGCUCUGCUCUGUAUUAUCGACCAGUAUUUGAACUACGAUUGCGGUAGUAGUCAUACUGCAAAGUUUCCUGUAGUAUACGAGGAUUAUUGUGAGUGGUACUGGUUGUUGUUAAAAUGGUCCAGUUAUUAUAACAUAAACAUAUAUUAUGUCUUUAAAAACGGGAAAAAAGUCUAAAAUUAACAAAAAAAACUAAUUUUGAUAGAGUUAUAUAAUAGUAUCCAUACUAGUAAAGCUCUAUUUGCAAAUUUUAAAAGCCCAUCGGACCUCUUUAAAGUUAGAUUUCAAAUAAAACUCACACUGUUAGUUGAAAAACAACCCUCCAUGCUAAUUAAUUACUAGAGGUUUAACGUUUUUUCUGUUUGCUCAAAUAUCAACCGAACUCUUCUCUGACCGGUACAAAACGAUUGAGGCUGAAAGGCUCUUAACAAAGCUUUUAGCUGUUUUUUAUCAUCCUCAGCUUCCGUUUUUUAUCAUUUUUCUCUAAUGAUCAGUGGAAAGUAAGGAACGGUCAUUAUUCAUUGGAAAGUUUGAGUUUAUGGAAGUCUUGUUGCUGGCAUUUAAAAUUAGUUAUAGGUUUUUUGCAAAGUUGCCAUAGAAAAUGAAAAUAUUGCAAUAUCUUUUGUUUUAUCAGAAAAUCAAAAUUAAAGACAGGAAUAAUGUUAAAAAGUUCGAUCUUAUAAUUAAAAUGAUACUUCUGUAUAAGCGUCUAUCUUUCUAAUCAGUAUUAGUUCAUGAAUUUGUUUGUUAUUGUCAUAGUUAUUUACCACCUGAAUGGGUCUUUUGAACAAGAUUCAUAUGAUGUAUGGAUUUCAGUGUCAUUAUUUUUGUUUUUUAUAAAUCUUUUGCUUCAAAAGCUUUAAUUUUAGGUUAGCAUUCAUUUUUUAGUACAGUGUAAACUCUUUAUAGCGAACCGCUAGGGAUUAAAAAUUUGUUCGUAUACAGUAUUUUCUCAUACAUAGGUUCUACUGUAUAUAGUAUUAUAACAAAACUAUCAAAUGUAACAGCAAAAAAGUUUUGUCUUUAAUUUGUAUUCAUUUCCACGGUCAAACACGACAAGACUUUCUAAAACAUCUUAAUACUCCUAGGAGGAGCUCCUCCUUUCGAGAGCUCUUAUAACUUACAUAGUAGCUUUGUAUGCCCAGUUAGGCCCAAUUUUAAUAAUUUCAAAAUUCCAAAUAAAAAAGCCAAGAUUUGUUACAACAAAACAAGAUCAGUAUUAAUUCAGCGUUUUCCCGUGAUUUUGAUCUUGAGUCUUUUUAAAUUGCGGCUCUGUGAUCAAACUGCGUUCUUUUUGUUUCUGCAAAUAUCAGUGAGAACAGGGCAGCUUUUGUACUCGAUUAAUUCUCAGUUAAUUAAGCGGUUUGUUUUGCUUUUUUUAAAGAUAUUGUUCUUGGGUUUAAAAAACUUGUCGUUGAAGUAAUAUUUGUUUAAUAAGUUGAAGGGCUUGACACUUUAGAUACAUUAUAGAUGCUAUCAUGGACAUUUUUUCAUAGUUUACAUUUUUUUGCAUUAAAAAUUUUUAAUUUUGUAAUCUGACAAGGGAGGUAACUUAAAUCGCCCCUCGACUUUGGGACGAAACCUAUAUAUUCAGAAAGCCCUGUAAUCACUGAUUAUGGAUCUGAAAACCGUUUUUCUGUGUGGAGCUUAGUUUUCGAGAAAAUCGACUUUAAAUUUUCAUUGAAUCCCCAAAAACUAAGCUCCAUACGGAAAAACGGUUUUCAGAUCCAUACUCAGUGAUUACAGGGCUUUCAAAAUAUAUAGGUUUCGUCCCAAAGUCGAGGGGCGAUUUAAGUUACCUCCCUUGUGAGCAAAAUUAAGCCCUAAACCUAGUUUAACUUUACUUUCCGUCGCUUGUGGACUAGUUUUAUGCGAAUUUAACUGACAUGGAAAAACAUGUGUCAUCGUUUGGAAUAAAUUGGAAGUCCUACAGAUAAAUGGACUUUUUUCAAAAAAACAUUGGCCUUAUGCUGGCCAAAUCACAUGUUUGAAAGCAGCCAAAAGUGAAAGAAAGGGUUAUUAGGUCAAGACCGAUGAUAUUUCGGGUCUAAAGGUUGAUAAACGGCUCUAUAUCUUUUUGAAAGUUAUAUAAACAUAUAUAUUUCUUUAGUUUUUAAAAAUUUUUAGCUGAUUGUAAAGUAAGAACUUCAAAAAUAUUUUUUUGACAUGAAAAGAGAAGUCUAUAUUUAAUCAAAAAGUCUAUAAAUUAUUAAAAAUUAGGUAUUUAAGCUUAUUUUUCACUAAUUAGUGCUCUUUUAGGCGUAGGCUCAAACUCUGUCCCAGCUACACCAAACUCUCAACGUCGUCAACCUCAAUCUCAAAACCUACCACACUCUAGUGUGAAUCGACCUCUAACAUCGUCAGUAAACUUUACUCCGCCUCAUGCUCUACCUCCAACUUAUAACCCUGCCCGUUCCACGCCCCAACCAAUUCCGAUGAAUGUUGUUGGCGCGGAGACUUUGUCUGGUCAUAUCUCGGAUUCUGGCAUCUCUAGACAGUCGGACUAUGGCUACAGACAGCCAUCACCAUUGACUGUGAAUGGCAGAUCAAAUGGUUAUCACAGUGAUUACGGAGCUUUGCCACAGAAGAGGAUGAACAGAGACAAUGGACAUAUCAGUGAUGACAUGAGUAAGUUGGACGGGUAAUACUAAGCUAACCAAUCUUUAUUUUUAAGUAAAAUCGCCGAGUCUUACUUAAAGUCCUUGAGGUUUUAUAGCAAUAUUUUGCCUAAACUAACAUUUUAUGACAUUAUUUUAACUAAUCUUAAGCUUAUCAGCCUUAACACUUGCUUUUUAGUACCGAAAGAGUACGCGCCUCCUCGUCCGCCUCGUCAACAGUACGGUUUUAAUCAUAAUACAGCUUCAGAACGGGCUCAACAAAUCAUCAAUACCGUGAACGCCAACUCCAAAAACCGUGCCAAUGCCAUUCUACAACAACUACGGUCCGACGAUGGAGCUCUUUCUGAAUCCGACAUGUCUACGAAUGAAUUCCCUUACCAACGACUGCCAAUACCACCACAACGGAACAGCAGCAGUAGCGUGCUUAAUGCCAAAGGUAUGUUAGGUUUAUGGCUUGUCCAUUUCUGAGCGGACAUUAUAAAUAGGUAAUAUUUGGAACAGUAAAAAAUAUAUUUUGAAAAAUUAUUUGAAAUGAUUUCAGGCACAGUGUACCUUGAGUUCAACAAAGAAGUAAAACGAUCAGCUUUACCGAUGAAGAUCUACAGCCUCGAGCAAAUCAAGAGUUUAUUCUUGAGGUCGUUCCCGGCCCUGAAUCUUCAAUUUCUGAACCAAGAACACGUCAAGAUCUACAUUUCCGACAGAAAUUCUACUGGAGAUAACGUAUUGUUCUAUGAGCUGGAAGACAUCAGGUAAGAUAACCUGGCUUACCUUAUUCUUAAUAUUUUUAAUCUUGCUUUUGUAGUUUCCUUUGCUAAUAUUAUCAAUUGAUAUUGUUAACUUUACUACAAAAACUAUUUUCAGUGACAUUCGAGACCACUGUGUCCUCAAAAUCCACCAAAACCAAGCGAUUCGUGGUCCAGCUCCGGUCAGAUUUACCGAUUCCCUGCCAACCGACUACAUCAGUGAGCCUGAAAUGAUGGAUGACAGAAACACCCGUUAUGGCACUUAUCGUGGUCCCAAUCGACCAUCAAGUGUGGUACCAACUGAACAAGCUCGGUAUCCCGUAUAUGGGUCAGUUCAGAACAAUGGCCGAAAGAGUUCGAAUAUGUUGUCAUCUAGUCAUUACGAACCUUACUAUGAUCCUUACUAUAGUGACAGUAGUCAGGGGCCGAGAAGUGGCAGUGCUACGCCUGUCAUUGAUAAGGAAACCCGAUUCAGGGUGGAGAACAUGGAGAAACAAUUAAGCGAUCUCUCUCAUAUGGUCAGACAAGCCUUGCAUAAGGAUCAGUCGGAAGUAAGUUUUAACUUUAAAAAAUUUUAAUUGGAAUUUUUCUAAGUAUUAUCUAAAAUUUCUAAGUAUUAUCUAAAAUUUGCGUUUUUUAUUGGGAAGACAAAAGCAAUCGUUUUAUCACAAAAGGUUUUUGUUGCCUAAAAUUAGAUUUCAAAGCUAAAACUUUCUUUAGGACAUGCUGGACAUUGGUCGUCGUUUAAUGGAGAUGCGUUCUGAUGCCACAAGAUUAACGAAACCUAACAAAUCGACCGAGAAUGGCAAUUCGAUCAACCACAAUAAUCUAAAACUGGUCCAACGAAGUGCUCUACAUCUGAAAGCAGGUCUGAAUGAGUUGAAAGACAGCUUGAGAAUGGAUGCUCAAGCUCGUGGUGACAUCUUGAGAGACACAUUUUCAAGAUUAAACCACCGGUUACUAUUGUAUACAUCACAGAAAGAGAAAGAGCUACUAGAUGUUAAGGAUAGGGCAAGUACGAGUAAAGAAGAUACGGUGCUUGAUGGGCAGAAGGAUGAACAUUUGAGAAGUGUGGCACAGUUGGAGAACACUAUUCAGUAAGUUUUUGCAUGUUAUCGUAAUAGAAGAGUAUAUGAAUCAAACUCUAAUGUUAUUUUAAGCUUUGAUCACACAAUUUACUUAUUAUGAUGUUUUAGACAACUAGAAGACCGAAUUGAAGAACGUCGUGUCAGUGUUCUGAACAAGAACCAGAAACUUCGAAUGAAUGAAGUGGAAGAACUGGCAGCUCAAGUCAACGGCCUAGACCAACAAACCGACAGUUUGAAGGCAGAGUUCCAGAAUCUGGAGGAAGGUGUGAAUCGGCAUCUGAACAAGUAUCGAGAUGAAAUCGCCAAAGAUAUGGAGUUUUUGCGAAGGGAGCCCCUCAAUCUGGAGAGCUUCCAACGAAGAUGUGCUGCGCUUCAGAAUAUGCUACAGACAAUGAGGAAGUUGGCACUGGUACAGGAUCCAGCAAUGUACACAAAAGGCCAAAAUGGCACAAAUAAAAUGACAGUUUCUAAUGGGAAUGGUGUUAAUGGACAUUGUAAAUCAUUUUUUGAGGCAAAAGUUAUAGCAAGGUUUCAAAAAUGAUUUUUUUAAUAUUGUUAUUUAUGAAAAAAAAUUGGAUCUCUGGCGGCAAGCUAACAAAAAGAAAUCCAAAUUUAAAUUUAAAAAAUUUCACUAACUAAUAUUACAGCUCGACAAGACCUCCCACCCCUCCCCAACUCCAACCGAAUACCCAGUCCUAACCCUGGCCGUCUCCUAAACGGCUCAGCGGCCCAACCGACCUCACAACCAACUCGACCACCAUCCCAACUGCCAAAACCUACUCCACCCUCAAUCACCGCUCAGAAUAACAGUGCCAAUGUGUUGGAUUCAAUCCUGGACGAACUUAAUCACACAGCAAACUCAUUGCCAACUCUGGAUCAACCAAAUGGUGUGAAUGGGUAUGAAGGCAGUCCACCCAAAAGUCCCCCAAAGUCACCUUCCAAGUUGAAACAGUUUCGGAUAAACGAAAAUAAUGGCACAACUAGGCCUAAUGGGACCCCGGAAAAGUAAGAGAAUCAACCUUUUUUCGCAUAAAAUUAUUAUUAUUACAUUUUGACUAGAAUAAAAUUCAAAUUAAAAUUCAAUGGGUUUUAAUAAUUUUUUAAACCUUAAUUUUCAAAAAUAAAUUUAAAAAUUUUAGAGCGAACUCGGUAGAUCAACGUAGACGUGUUGAAAACGUGGGAAACCGAAUCCAAGCCCGACCAAUAAUACCCACUUCAGUACAGCGUACGAUAAUCAUACCAAAAAGCUCGUGA
Bursaphelenchus okinawaensis is the source of this 6563-nucleotide messenger RNA. The record is from the annotation of a GenBank genome assembly. NCBI's taxonomy places the organism in Eukaryota, Metazoa, Nematoda, Chromadorea, Rhabditida, Aphelenchoididae.